GUAGGAAGAUCACGGAAGUUUGGUCUUAGCGUAACUUCUGACGUGUCAAAUUGUCGCCAUUUUCCUGUUGAAGGAAACGCCUUGAAGAGUGAAGGGAACAUAUCGGCCGGUCUUUUUAGGACAAAGUCGGUUUCCCCUCACAGCCGCCAUGGGGAAUGUGUUUGCGCAGCUCUUUGGCAGUUUUUUUGGGAAGAAGGAGAUGCGGAUCCUUAUGGUGGGUUUGGAUGCUGCUGGCAAGACAACGAUUUUGUACAAGCUCAAACUUGGAGAGGUUGUGACUACUAUUCCUACGAUAGGUUUUAAUGUAGAGACAGUUGAGUACAAGAACAUCAGUUUCACAGUAUGGGAUGUCGGUGGUCAAGACAAAAUCCGGCCGUUGUGGCGUCAUUACUUCCAAAACACACAAGGUCUCAUCUUUGUUGUGGACAGCAACGACAGAGAGCGAGUAGCCGAGUCCCGUGAAGAGCUCCACAGAAUGUUGGGAGAAGACGAACUACGUGACGCGGUCCUGUUAGUGUUUGCUAACAAGCAAGACCUUCCAAAUGCAAUGAAUGCAGCAGAACUUACAGACAAACUGCAGCUUCAUAACCUAAAAGACAGACACUGGUUCAUCCAGGCAACCUGUGCCACCAGCGGGGAUGGGCUCUUUGAAGGACUUGAGUGGUUGUCUUUUGAGCUCAAAAAACGUUAAUAACGACCAGCUAUCCACCAAAUGUCUGUCUUUGCUCUGUACUCAUAAGGUGUCGAAAACUGAGCUAACCUGUCCAAAAAAAAAAAAAAGACUGGAAGCUGCCUUUACUUCCACCACCUUAGAAAUACAGACUUGUGGUGAGGAUGUUCUGUUGUAAACUUGUCUGAUUUAUUUUAACUGUAAAUAGAUUUGGUAAUGGGGAAGCUUAUUGCACUCUUAAGAAUCUGACCAUGGCCCUUUCUGCCAUGUGUGUAUUAAAAAGGGAGACAAUGACAAAGAAUUUUCCGGCAGCAAAGGUUGACCUCAGUGUAGUCUGAUGAAAUGUAAUCAUCUGCUCACAUGUACAGUGCUUCAAGAAGGGGUUGUUCAUUUUUACAACCUGAAUCACACACUGAUGCACUACUCACAGCGUCUGUGGUUGUCCUUAACAGUGAAUACCAGCACAAGCUCCCCCAAAUUAACCCUGGCACUGACUCUGUGGAAUCUGUAUAAACUCCUGUGAACACUUACCAGCAUUAGAAAAAAAAAAGGGAUGAUUGCUUGAAUUAAGAAACUAUGACUAUCUCACAUGUACCUGCUUUACGGUUGUUUUUUAACAGCCUUUUGAAUCACUAUUAGAUUUUUUUAAAAUAUUUUUGAGUCUCAGGUUGUUGGAGCGUGUUUAGCAUUAGCAAUAUUAUGUAAUGUAAUAUGUGCUGGUUAAGCUGGUUACUUAGUCUUUGAGGGAAUACAUACCAGACUGGUCAGGCUGUACUGUAACGGUUACUCCAAUUCAUGUUUUUUAGCAGGCAUUACAGUAACGAGGCUACUUUGUGAGGUAAUAUGAGUGCCACAUACCUCUAAUACAUCAGACCUACCUACUCAAACUUUCCAUGGGGGGUUGACGGUACAAAGUCAGUUUUCAGUUUUGUUAAGCACAGUGCCAUUACAUUUUCAUCUGCAUAUAUGAUCCUUGGGUUAUGUGAGAAGCCAUGCCUUCUUCUUAACCAUGACAUUUUUCUCUUCCUUUAAAUAGUUUUUUUUAUUUUUUUUUAUCUAAUGGUGUGGGUGGGUGUUGCUUAACUGUGCAUGAGAUGUCUGUGGCGUGUUGAACUUUUUUCUAUAUACAUUUAUAUAUAAGUGUCUACAUAUUUGAAACCUGUUAAUUUUUUUUACGGAAAGUUUUGUUACAGGAGAAAAAAGCACUGCAAUUAAAAUAAGUGGAUAAAGAUGUUUCUGUAAUUGAUUUCUAUUCUGUUUCUUCCUCUAUGCAAUAAAAGUAAAUAUUCAAAACC
This is a messenger RNA of Sphaeramia orbicularis (orbiculate cardinalfish), 1965 nucleotides long. It is a transcript of the gene arf1, whose product is annotated as ADP-ribosylation factor 1. Bases 149 to 691 code for a protein of 180 amino acids. The record is from RefSeq and is a predicted model, not a curated record. The transcript has 5 exons. Lineage: Eukaryota; Metazoa; Chordata; Actinopteri; Kurtiformes; Apogonidae. Gene Ontology annotation, molecular function: GTP binding; GTPase activity.